AUGGCAACGCGCACAGGAAAAGUUGACCCCCAGGAUGCUCGCCGUGUCAAGCACACCCACAUCGGUAUAUGGGAUCUCUACGAGGAGUGCCAAACAGAUAAACAAGGCUCAUCAAUAUUGGAGACGUAUACCUGGAUACGCGAGAGCUCGCCCUACGCAGUGCGCAUGUUAAGGGAUAUAUUCAGUAUCAGACGAGUCCAGAUCCUUCUUCCCAUAUUCUUGAUAGUGGAAGUCUUGGGCUCUCUUAUGCCCGCCAUUUCCCUAUGGUAUAUUGGACAACUACUUCGUCUUAUAGAGCCAGCAAUGGAGACGCGUACUGUGGACACAACGGUGUUCGUUCAUGUUGCAGUAGGACAUCUUGCAUGCGCAGUCGCGACGCGCCUUUUUAAAUAUCUCCGACGCUGCACAAUUUUCCCCAUGGACAUUUCCAUCACACAAUUUUACGCUGGACGCACAUUCCACUCCAUUGUCAGCCUUGACGUGCCCACCUAUACACAAUUUGUUCACAGCGGGAAGCUCGGGAUCCCGGAUUCCGAUUUAGACUCUACUAGCAGCGUAGAAUGUGAAAUUAUCCAAGUGUCGACGAACAUCACAAUGACCGUUGUUCGUCUGCUCUCUCAGUUUUUGGUUCUGGUCACAGUCCUGCGGGAGCAACAGGAUGGUCUACUUCUUGCGAUUCUCAGCUUCUCGCAACCUAUAUUUCACUGGGAUGGCACACGAAAAGCCGUGGCCAGAUCCUUAGUUUGGGUUGCAACCACCACGAAUAAAGAUUUUAUUCGCAUGAAUGCCUUAAAGCUGUUUGUUCAUGAUCCUCGUUGCCGCAAAGAGGUUGUUACAGGAAACCUCAGUGAACACAUCACUGCACAAUUUCGCGAAUCCGUCCAGCGCGUUGGCGGCGAUGCAGUUGAUUUUAUAGAGCUUGAUCGAAUUCUUUCUAUCAAGGAUAGUCUGAGCGCGGUACACAUCCUUCGAGAAACAAUGCACAUGCUGCCCCAGAUCAUCUUCACUCUGCGCGUCGUGCAAAAACCAAUGACCCUCCCCCUCUAUUUGGUUUCACUCGUACUAAUGUAUCAAGUUUCUAACUCGUUCAGUUCCCCGCCCUUCUCCGAGUCACCUUUUAGCCAGUUUGUCUCUCUCGCGAAGAAAUUCACCUAUGUACGCACUGUGUACGAGAUAGAAAAUGUGCGGAAUCAGGUGGUGGAUGGCACAGAAUCGUUCCCCGAGGACAAGCAGUCUCUUAGGAGUGGCAUUUCUAUCGAGUUCAGGAAUGUGACGUUCCAGUACCCUGGUAACGAGAAGUAUGCUUUCCAUAAUGUUUCGUUCAAGAUCGGAGCUGGCCAACUUUGCGUCAUCGUCGGCAUUAACGGCUCUGGGAAAAGUACGGUCUUGAAACUCAUCUCCCGCGUGUACGACCCAACAGAGGGCACCAUCCUCAUAGACGACCGAGACAUCAAAACGCUCAAACUGGCCGACCUCCGGUCCGCCAUGUCUAUCCUCUUCCAAGACUAUGCCCACUUCCCCGUCCCCAUUCGCGAGAACAUCGGGCUUGGCAACCCCGCGCUCGCAAAUGAUGACGACAAGAUCCGCGAAGCCGCCCGUCUUGGUGGCGCAGAAGAAUUUAUCGACGACCUCCCCGACGGAUUCAACACCUCCCUCGAAGGCCCCAGUCUCAAUCACUAUAGUCGCUUUGAAGGCUCUUCGUCGUUCGGGCCCCCCAUCGACUUCUCCUUUUUGCGUAGCGUUGCGGGUAUCCGUUCCACCUAUGGUCCGGCCCUCAGUGGUGGCCAGAUGCAGCGGCUUGCAGUCUCACGCACAUUCAUGCGCUCGUUGCCCUCCGAGACAGAGCCUUCCGCUGGCAUGCUAUUAUUUGACGAGCCGAGCGCCUCUUUGGACCCUAAGGCCGAACACACUCUCUUCGAGCGUCUACGAAAGUUGAGGGGCAGCAAGACCAUAAUAUUCUCCACUCACCGGUUCGGGAACCUCACCCGACAUGCGGAUCUCAUUUUGUACAUGGACGAAUCCGUCCAUGAACAAGGCACACACGACGAACUGAUGAGGAAAGGGGGAGAGUAUGCUCAUGUCUGGAAUCUACAAGCGGAACCUUUCCUUUAA
Molecule: messenger RNA, 2112 nt
Organism: Suillus clintonianus
Lineage: Eukaryota; Fungi; Basidiomycota; Agaricomycetes; Boletales; Suillaceae
Product: P-loop containing nucleoside triphosphate hydrolase protein
Exons: 12
Coding region: 1-2112 (703 amino acids)
Biological process (GO): transmembrane transport
Molecular function (GO): ATPase-coupled lipid transmembrane transporter activity; ATP binding; ATP hydrolysis activity
Source: RefSeq, a predicted model, not a curated record